Messenger RNA from Protopolystoma xenopodis, 540 nucleotides. The record is from the annotation of a GenBank genome assembly. NCBI's taxonomy places the organism in Eukaryota, Metazoa, Platyhelminthes, Monogenea, Polystomatidea, Polystomatidae.
AUGUGCAGUAAGGGCAAACUUUGGUUAGUCUCAGACCUAACGACACACAGCAGAGGUGCGUAUGUUUACGUAAGUCUAUCCGAGUCACUAGGCACCAUACAGUCGAGCUGUUUAUCCUUCGGCAGGUGUGAUCCUGGCGAUCAUUGUCUUCGAGUGAUUGCAGACAUUCUCGAUAAUUUCAAUGUAUUUUGGUCAAAUAACCGCCCCUUCCGGUGGCCCCGCCCCAUAAAGACCCGUUCACGCAUCGGCGAUCCGGGACACUCGGGCUCCACUCGACCCUCUCCGUCAGCACUGGAAGGCAUUCCACGAAGCGUCAGGAAGGCCUCCGCUCGCCUCCAGCGCCAGAAUCGACUGACCGCCGAGGACACCAGAUGGCCAGAUCCACCUCCUACUCCUCCGACCCAGCCAGCGCCAGACCCUGAACGCCGGAAAACCACGGCCACGGAUAACCGAAAAACGUGUAUCUUCCCACGAGGCCCCCCUCUUCUUAACUCGCCUGGGGUUAGUGGUCCGGAGUUACGUUUCUCAUUCCAUAACUAG